AUGUCAGCUAUCACAGAGGAGGAGGCGGCUUUGUAUGAUCGACAGAUACGGCUGUGGGGUUUAGAAGCCCAGUCCCGCCUGAAAAAUGCUAAAAUCUUACUGAUUGGUGUAUCUCCUGUCGCCUCAGAAAUCAUUAAGAACCUAGUCUUGGCUGGCAUAAACACACUCACGAUGGCCGAUGACAAACUAGUGUCAAAGGAAGAUAUCGAAUCCUGCUUUCUUUUUAAACCUUCACAUCUGGGAAAAGAGAGGAACCUGUGUGCAUUAGAGCGAGUUCAGGUUUUAAAUGCAAUGGUAAAAGUUAACACGGACGCUUGUGUAUGUCCUGCUGAACUAAUGAAGAAAUAUGGCGAAUACGAUGAAGUUAUAAUAUCGUAUGAAGUCAAUAGCAGCAUUGUUUCCAAUUGGUGUGAAUGUAUCAAACAUAUUUUCGCCGGAAAUCCGAAACAUCCCAAAGUACUGUGCGUGAACGCUCUUGGCAUGCACGCCUUUGGUUUUACUGACCUUGGAAAUUAUUUUUACAAAGAGUUGGUCCGAGUCUUUGAUUAUUUAUGUUCUAGGGACGAUAAAGUUGCUAUCAAACCUCUGCCCAACAAGGAUUCUGCAAAACCAGUCGCGUCCAAUGGUAACGAGGUUGUCAAGCACGUCGUAUAUCCGCCUUUGGGAGACGUAAUGAAAUUGUCUUGGCCAGGCGAUAAUACCCUUAAUACUCCCGCAAAAAAGAUGCCCAAAGGAUUUUAUCUCUUACAAGCUCUUGAAAAUCUUAAAUCCUCACUAACUGCCGAGAAUCUUCAAUCUUCAUGGGCCGAAACUUGCAAGCGUCUCGGCGUUGCUCAAGAUCUCCUUAAGCAGGAUGAUUUCUCGUCGUGCUGUGGACCGUCCCUGGUUGCUGUCAACGCAAUAGUCGGUGGAAUUCUUGCACAGGAAAUAAUUCAGGCAAGUUCUCAAGCACAGUACUUCCUCAAAUAUGGUCUGUCCCAUCGCGGUGUGCCCAAAGGAAAUUGGUACUUUGUCGACGGCCGAACUUCCGAGGCUGCAGUUUUGUGGCUGCCUCCCAUUGCGGAAUCCAAAUAA
This is a messenger RNA of Dibothriocephalus latus, 1074 nucleotides long. NCBI's taxonomy places the organism in Eukaryota, Metazoa, Platyhelminthes, Cestoda, Diphyllobothriidea, Diphyllobothriidae. The record is from the annotation of a GenBank genome assembly.